Molecule: messenger RNA, 1392 nt
Organism: Penicillium canariense
Lineage: Eukaryota; Fungi; Ascomycota; Eurotiomycetes; Eurotiales; Aspergillaceae
Product: putative guanine deaminase
Exons: 1
Coding region: 1-1392 (463 amino acids)
Biological process (GO): guanine catabolic process
Cellular component (GO): cytosol
Molecular function (GO): guanine deaminase activity; zinc ion binding
Source: RefSeq, a predicted model, not a curated record
AUGGAAGACCUGGAUAAAAACACCACCCCCGCAUCGGGGCUACCUCUCGCGUUCCACGGCACGGUGAUCCACUCCCCCAGCCUGGGCGGCCUGGAGAUUCUGGAGAACUGCUUCAUUCUCGUGGAUAAGACAGGGACGAUCCAAAGCUUGCAACCAGACGUUGAAUCCAGUCGGAUCAACUCCAUUGUCUCUGAUCACGGAUAUGCCCCGGACGUGUUCCCAGUCAAGUACCUACAACGAGGCGAGUUCCUGUGUCCGGGCUUUGUUGACACCCACAACCAUGCACCUCAGUGGACACAGCGUGGGGUGGGCCGUGGCCAAGCGCUCAUCGACUGGUUGAAUCAAGUAACCUUUGCUCACGAAGCGAAGUUUGCUGACCCCGAAUACGCUCGCCGCACGUAUGCUUCGUGUGUGACUGGCUUCCUCCAGCAAGGGAUUACGACCGCAUCCUACUACGGGUCCUACCAUGGCGAGGCGACCCGUAUUUUGGCCGACGUCUGCUACGAGAAGGGUCAACGGGCCCUGGUCGGCAAGUGUAAUAUGAACCGAAACGCCCCGGAAUGGUAUCGGGAUCCCUCCAUCGCCGACUCCCUGCACGAAACGCGAGCACUAAUCCAGCAUAUCCAAGGCCUGGAUCCCGAGGGUCAGCUUGUGAGACCGGUCAUCACCCCCCGGUUUGCGAUAUCUUGUGAUUCCGAGUUGCUCUCCGGCCUGGGCACGAUCGCCCGGGACCACCCCGAUCUGCCGAUUCAGACUCAUUUCAAUGAGGAAGAUCAGGAAAUGCAGUUCACACGGGAGCUGUUUCCGGAGUUUCGCCUGGAAGCCGAUCUGUACCGGCAUUUUGGAUUGUUGAACAACCGAUCAAUCCUGGCUCACUGUAUUUUCCUGGAGGAGAAAGAGAUGGAUGUAUUGCAGGAGCUUCGCUGUGGGGUCGCACACUGCCCCAUCGCCAAUACCACAAUGCAGGACUUCAUGGUGGCACCAAUCCGAGAGUACCUGCGCCGUGGCAUCAAGGUCGGUCUGGGGACGGAUAGCGGCGGUGGAUAUUCCUCGUCGAUGUUGGAAACCAUGAAGCAAGCGUUCAUGGUGUCGAAUGCCCGUAAGAUGCUCACUCAGGGGCGAGAUGCGCCCUUGUCACUGGCCGAGGGUUUUUAUCUUGCCACCAUGGGCGGAGCUCAGGUUUGCGGGCUGGAAGAUAGGAUCGGCAGUUUUGCUGUCGGGAUGGAAUUUGACGCCUUGGAGGUGCAUACCAUCGGGCUGGAUCCUCCAGGGGUGAUGUCACUCGUGGAAGAGGAUGACUCCAUCUUCGUCAUCUUCGAGAAAUUCCUCAUGACAGGUGAUGAUCGAAACAUCGCUAAAGUAUAUGUACAAGGGCGGUCGGUAAAGGUGUAG